AUGGCGCUGAAGGAGUUGCCUAUCCCGAGACAGAAGGAAAGAAAACAGGAGAAAUCCUUUUCAGAAAACAUAUGCAGGAAAUCAGAUGAGAAAGAAAGGGGAAAGCUGAGACUUUACGAGAAACCUAAGGAAGUGUACAGACAACUAGACGAAGCAAAGAAAAACGUGAACUCAGAUGACACAGAUAUAUACAACAUAUUGGAAGAGAUAGGAAUGAAAGAAAGAAUUCAUGUGUUCAGAGAAAACAUGAUCAGAAUUCAGGAUGUAGUUGAACUUUCAGACAAAGAUUUUGAAAAGCUUGGAGUUACAGCAAUUGGACUUCAACUUAGAUUAAAACAAGCUUGUCGAAAUCAUCUUCAAGCCAAAAGUGAAGAAACCUCACCAGUUAUGAAGAAAUUCUUCGAUUUAAAAAAGGAAAGAGUUCGUACACAGAAGUCAAAGAAAAUGAAAAAGUACUUCAAGCCAACUAGAAGAGUGUAUUGUGGGUGGAAGCAUUCUAUUAAUCCAGACUUGUUCAAGGUUGUCACUUUGAGCAAAGGUGGCGGCCAACAAAUUAUUGAUGUUUCAAAAGAUACCACAUAUGAAGAACUUGAAAAGCAAAUUCUUGACCUCUACUUUCCAAAGGGAAGAUCUAUUGCCCAGAACGUGAAGCUGUCAGACUUGAAUCAUUACUUAGCAUCAUUUUCUGGAGAUCCACUACCUUGCUUUCAUAAUGAUGGUGGAUUUACUGUUGGAAAAUUUUUUGACCAUAUUAAGACAUAUCCAGUGAGAGUAUACUUACAUACAUGUGCUUCAAAGAAAGAAGAUGAUGAUGACAAUUAUCUGCCUGAUAUUUCGAAUUCUCCUGGUCCUUCUGAUGUUAGAGAAUGUCAGUCAUUAAGCCAGUCCAGUCAGUUGGAAAACCCACAGUUACUACCAGGCACAUCUGAUGCAGUUUUUACAGAUGAAGGAUCAGACACAGAAUUUGAAAAUGCUGGUACUCCUGUAAUAUUUUUCAGAAAGUCAAGACAGACUUGUUUAACUUCAACUCCUAAACCUGACAAGAAUGGUAACAAACCUUUUUUGAGUGAAGUAUCAAUCUCGAGUGCAGGAAGCCAGGAUUGUAGUGAUGGUCAAGAUUUAGAUGGAGACAUGCAAAUACAGGCAGCUAUAAGAGCUAGUUUAGAAAUUAUGCAACCACAGCAAUUCAUUGACUUCGAUUUAAGAAAGUGGACAAUGAACACACUCAAGUGUGAGGAGGAGGGAAAUGUUAAGCAGUUGGUUGUGGUUCACAGAAGGCACAUUUUGAACUCAGCACUAAGGGCUUUGGACAGGACUUCAUUUAAGUUGGAGGAACCAUUUAAAGUAGAAUUUCCAGGUGAACUGGGAUCCGAUUUUGGAGGACCAAAGAGGGAAUUUUUACGUUGUCUUAUGAAGGAACUGGCUAGUACCAUUCUGGAAGGGGAACCAUAUAACAAGUCGUUUAUACACUCUGUGCCACUGUUAGAAAAAGAGAUGUUUUUCAAGGCUGGAAGAUUGGUGGUAUGGAGUAUUCUCCAUGGGGGGCCAGGUAUUCCAUAUCUAAAUCCAACUGUUUACCAGCUUCUUAUUGAACCCAAAGAUGUUGUGUAUUCAAUAGAUGAUGUCAUAGACCUUGAUGUCAGAAAUAAAAUACAUAAGCUGCAAACUGCAGAUGACGAAGAAUUGUCUCUUUCGAUGGAUUGGUUGGUAGAACAUGGAGUGUAUGGUAUCAUUCCACCAUACACAGAACAUAAGAGAGACACUAUGGUGAGACAGCUAUUGAAGAGUCAUGUUUCUUUAAGAAUCCAUGCAGAAAUUGCACAGUUCAGCCAAGGAUUGAAUAGUUUAGGGUUCUACACACUUAUGAAGAGCAAUUCUGAGGAAAUAAGGGGACUUUUUCUUCACACUUUGUCCAACAGCAUGUUAACCAUGCAGAAACUGAAAGAAAUUAUACAGAUUAACUACAGUGAAGAUGGAUCAAAUGACAAAAAGAGAGAAGAAGAUACAAUGUAUGCUUUUGAACUGUUCCUGCAAGAUUGUUCAGAAGAUACAUCUGAAAUUAAUCUAAACAUGCUCUUGGCAUUUUGGACUGGAGCUGACACAAUCCCUCCACUAGGAUUUCACAAAAAGCUUGAAAUUAAAUUUGUGGAAGACCCUGCCCGUUUGCCAGUUGCACAUACCUGCGAUCUUUUGUUGGAAAUAUCUAGGGGAGAAACCCCUGAGGAAUUUCACAGAAAAAUGGAGUUGGCAAUCACUUGUGGGGGGGAAUUCCAUCUUGCUUAA
Molecule: messenger RNA, 2283 nt
Organism: Saccostrea echinata
Lineage: Eukaryota; Metazoa; Mollusca; Bivalvia; Ostreida; Ostreidae
Product: G2/M phase-specific E3 ubiquitin-protein ligase-like
Exons: 12
Coding region: 1-2283 (760 amino acids)
Molecular function (GO): protein binding; ubiquitin-protein transferase activity
Source: RefSeq, a predicted model, not a curated record